AUGGCGCCUAAAAAGAAGCAGGAGAAGAUGAAUCUGGGGGAGUUCCUGACGAAUCAAUCGCUAGGAUCAUGGGCCGAUGAGAUGGAGACACAACCAAUGCCAGCCGCACCAUCAGGAGGCUACUCACGCGACCGCGAAGGUGGUGAGAGACGCGGCUUCACGCAGCCGGCAUGGGAGUCUGCAAGAAGCGGAAGCGGUUUCGGCGGAGGCAUGGGAGGCGGCAUGGGCAUGGGUGACAGGGGCGCGAGCUUCGGUACAACACCAACCAACACUCUCGAGCUGUCGCAGCCUCGGACUAACGGAUACACAGACCGCCCACGUUUCGGAGACCGCGAACAGCUACCUUUCCCCACCAAGCCACCGUACACGGCGCAUCUCGGUAACCUCACCUACGACGUCACCACCCCGGAGAUCGAAGACUUCCUCAAGGAAUGCCAAGUCACCAACGUUCGUAUUGUGGAAGACAAGCUGGACCACAAGCCCAAGGGCUUCGGUUAUGUUGAGUUCGCAACACCUGAGGGGCUGAAGAAGGCGCUCACAUACUCGGAGACGAACUUCAUGGGCAGAAAUGUUAAGAUCAGCAUUGCUGAACCACCAAAGGACCGCGGCGGCGACUCCUCGCGUGACUUCUCGGACUGGUCGCGCAAAGGUCCGCUUCCUGACCUCCCACAAAAUCAGCGCCAAGGCUCGAAUCGAGGCUUGCCUACCCGCAGCUUCAACGACAAUGCUUCCGACGCAGGCAGUGAGCGCGGUGGCGGUCGCAAGGGCUUUUUCGAGGGUGACGGCAAAGUACGCGACUUCUCAGAUUGGUCACGCAAGGGCCCUCUGUCACCCGUUCCCGGCGCUGGUCCACCAGUUCGCGACGGCGGCAGAGUGAGAGAAGGCCCGACCGAGCGGAGCCCAGCUUCUUGGGGAGAGGGACGUUCGGACGCAGGCUCAAGACCACCGCGCAGAGAGUUCGAGCCGAGGCCGUCGGUCGAGCGCGUCCCAACUGCAGCAGAGACGAACAACCAGUGGCGCUCAAGCAUGAAGCCGGACACUCCACCGGUCAGCACACCAGAAGCCUCAGCAGGCCCGUCAUCACCGGCCGCACCAGCGCCACCGAAGGAACGCCCAAGGCUGAACCUCACGAAGCGCACAGUAUCGACAGCCGAGGGUGAGCAAGCCACCAGCUCCGCGACCGACUCGAAGGCAUCACCAUUCGGCGCGGCUCGCCCUGUCGACACUGCGACGAAGGAGCGCGAGGCCGAGGAGAAGCGCCUAAUGAACAUGAAGCAAAAGCAAGAGGCAGAGGCCAAGGCCAGAGAGGACAAGGUGGCUCGCGAAGCCGCAGCUAGAACAGCGCGCGCCGAGCGUGCAGACCGUGGGCAGGCACAGGAGGACGACACCAAGGUCACAUCACCGACUUCGGAGAGCGGGAAGGGCAGACGUGCUUCGCGCCAGCAGAACGGCACAAAGCCAGCGCCAAAGGAGAAUGGCGAGACACCAGCAGCGCAGAAGCCCAGCUUCAGCAUUCUCCAGCGCGACACCGAGGGAGGUGACGAGGGUACCGAAGCGGCCGAGCAAGACGACGACGCCAACGGCAGCAUCGUCCACGACAAGGAGACGAAGCCACAGGAGCCAGUCGUCGAGAACCCGUCGAACGCAGGCGACGCCUCCGACCCAACUGCACAGGAGCUUGAGGAAGAGGGAUGGUCCACCGUCUCCAGCGCCAAGCCGAAGACUGGUCGUCGCACUGGCGGUGGUCGCGCGCUUGCCUCCUAG
Messenger RNA from Saxophila tyrrhenica, 1764 nucleotides. It is a transcript of the gene TIF3, whose product is annotated as Eukaryotic translation initiation factor 4B. The transcript is spliced from 4 exons. NCBI's taxonomy places the organism in Eukaryota, Fungi, Ascomycota, Dothideomycetes, Mycosphaerellales, Extremaceae. The coding region runs from base 1 to 1764 and encodes 587 amino acids. The record is from RefSeq and is a predicted model, not a curated record. Gene Ontology annotation, cellular component: nucleolus. Gene Ontology annotation, molecular function: RNA binding.